Messenger RNA from Alternaria burnsii, 534 nucleotides. RefSeq names its product mitochondrial succinate dehydrogenase cytochrome b560 subunit c. The record is from RefSeq and is a predicted model, not a curated record. The transcript has 2 exons. Gene Ontology annotation, biological process: tricarboxylic acid cycle; mitochondrial electron transport, succinate to ubiquinone. NCBI's taxonomy places the organism in Eukaryota, Fungi, Ascomycota, Dothideomycetes, Pleosporales, Pleosporaceae. Gene Ontology annotation, cellular component: membrane. The coding region runs from base 1 to 534 and encodes 177 amino acids. Gene Ontology annotation, molecular function: succinate dehydrogenase activity; electron transfer activity.
AUGGCUUCUCAGCGGGUAUUUCAGCUUGGUCUGCGACGGGCCGCCGCGCCCAGUCUGAGGGUACAGCCUGCGGGACGCAUGGUCCAGCGGAGACUUGCAGCAACGGAACACGCCUCGCAGUCUGAAGCCGCCGAGAUCCUCGCCAAACAGCGUGUCAACCGCCCCGUUUCCCCCCACCUGGCCAUCUACAAGCCCCAAAUCACCUGGUACGCCUCGUCGCUCAACCGAAUCACCGGCAUUACCCUCUCAGGUUCCCUCUACCUCUUCGGUAUCGCCUACCUGAUUGCCCCAUACACUGGAUGGCACCUUGAGACGCAGUCAAUGGUAGCCACUGUCGCUGCUUGGCCAGCGGCUGUGAAGGCCGGAUUGAAGGCGUUCUACGCUUUUCCUUUCUUCUUCCACAGCUUCAACGGCUUGAGGCAUCUGGCCUGGGACGUCGGUAUUGGUUUCAAGAACCAACAGGUUAUCCGCACUGGAUGGACUGCUGUUGGCUUGACCGUCGCAUUCAGCUUGUACUAUACUUUCCUCGGAUAA